Messenger RNA from Triplophysa dalaica, 1185 nucleotides. RefSeq lists its product as uncharacterized. Lineage: Eukaryota; Metazoa; Chordata; Actinopteri; Cypriniformes; Nemacheilidae. Gene Ontology annotation, biological process: regulation of gene expression; intrinsic apoptotic signaling pathway in response to DNA damage. The record is from RefSeq and is a predicted model, not a curated record. Bases 79 to 318 code for a protein of 79 amino acids. The transcript is spliced from 4 exons. Gene Ontology annotation, molecular function: zinc ion binding.
UCUUCUCAGUCUGUCACAUUCUUGUCUGCACAUUUCCUCAUCUCGCAUCUCGUCUCAAACAUCUCGCGCAUCUUAGCCAUGGUGAGCUUCUGUCCUAUAUGUGGGAAGCCUGUUUAUUUUGGUGAAAAGAAGAGGUCAUUAGGACGGGAUUAUCACCCGUUGUGUUUGAAGUGUCACAAGUGUAAAAGACAGCUUACACCAGGCCAGCACGCAGAGCACGAUGAGAAGCCAUACUGCACUAACUGCUACAUGAGGAAUUUUGGACCCAGAGGUAGUCGAAUGCCUGUUCCUCGGACAUUUAACACAGCUGCUUCUUAAGAGAAGUCGGACCAUCUUAAAAAUCACACCACAGCUUGAUCUACAAACAGCAACAUAACCAUCCUCAUAUAAUGUCUGUAAAUACAUAUAGUAUAGUAACCAAUGCCCUCCUCUCGAAAACACAAUUCCAUUCUUCAUUAAUUUUCUUUUCUGUUUGUAUUUGUCCGAACCUUCCUACCAAUCAACAGCCAUGUGCUUUGGCGUUCUCUCAAGGACCUGAGCUGUUCAUGAGUUUAUUGUACUUGUAUUAUAUUCCUGUCAUGCUUUCAGAGUAAAGCCACUUAUUAGGUUGAUUCAUUUUUUAACUAAAGUUACAUCUUCAGGGUUCACCAUUUUUCUGUCCUUCAAAAUGGAAAAGGUAAAAAUUUUAUUGAUAUAGGUAACAUUUUUUUUGUAGGUUUAAGCAGGUGGUCCUUAGGUACAUAAUGUGUUUUUGUUUUAUUAAUAAAAAGUCAAAAAUAUGUAUACCAUUAAUUAAUUGAUGAUAUUUUGUGCACUGUAUUGUUUGUUCUUGUACUUGAAUUUUGAAGAUCAGGGCCUUUAAACAAAGAAUCCCUCUCAUAAGGAAGCAAAUCCAUCUACAAAGCAAAAAGGACGAUAAUUAGGUAUUGUGUCUUUUUAAUUAGGAGCAGACGCCGUGUCCCAAACCUCACGGCGCGCAAGUGUUGGCUUUAUCAUUAUUGUAUGUUCAAGAAGAAUAUGUAUUUGAUUUAAGAUUUUAUCUUUUUUAUUAGUUAUAUAGUAAAAAGUGUCACUCAUUUCAUUCAGAAAUCUUCCAGCCAAUGAAUUGUCAACUCAUUCAAUCAGAAGAAUAAUGGUCUCUUAUCCUCAAAUCUCUAUAAAAAUAAAAAUACAUUUUACAACUAC